Messenger RNA from Octodon degus (degu), 7087 nucleotides. RefSeq names its product growth regulation by estrogen in breast cancer 1 (gene Greb1). The coding region runs from base 183 to 5894 and encodes 1903 amino acids. The record is from RefSeq and is a predicted model, not a curated record. Gene Ontology annotation, biological process: multicellular organism development. The transcript is spliced from 32 exons. Lineage: Eukaryota; Metazoa; Chordata; Mammalia; Rodentia; Octodontidae.
CGUGGCCCCUGCAGGGUGUCGCCUUGGACACAGCGAUCUCCACCCAAAAGCUGAAACUGAGUUAAUUUCCUUCACCAUGACUUGCCCCUCCCUGCAGAGCCCAGCCGCCUCUCCUGCCAGUCCUCCUUCCUGCGCGCUGCGGACCGACAUGCUGUUGUGAGCCUGCUCUGCCGGCCGGCAAGAUGGGGAACUCCUACGCCGGCCAGCUGAAGAGCACGCGUUUUGAGGAGGUGCUGCACAGCUCCAUCGAGGCCUCGCUGCGCUCCAGCAGCCUGGUGCCGCGGCCCAUCUUCUCCCAGCUCUACCUGGAAGCCGAGCAGCAGCUCUCCUCGCUGGAAGGGGGCAGUCAAGUGGACAAUGAGGAAGAGGAAGAGGAGGGAGAUGGUGGACUGGAGACGAACGGACCCCCAAAUCCCUACCCACUGGCGUCUCCUCCUGAAGGGUGCUGUACCACGGAUGGGUUCUGCCAGGCCGGGAAGGACCUACGUCUGGUGUCCGUCUCCAGCGAGCCCCUGGAGGUCCCCGCUGGCUUCCUGCUGGUGGGGGCCAAGUCCCCCAGCCUGCCUGACCAGCUGCUCGUGUGCGCUGUGGACCAGCGCUUCCUGCCGGAUGACAGCGGCCACAACGCCCUGCUCGGUGCGUGCUCCCUCUGGGGACUGAGGCUGGCCCUGGAGCCUCUGAGGUUUGACUCUUUUGUGGGUUGUGGGGAGCAACAACUCUGGCCAGAGUUCAGAAGCCGCCAGGCCUUGGCGAGUGCGGGCUCUGGUCCCAUCCUCCCGCCGCUGGAGGGCUCAGGACCUCUGGCUGUCUUUUCCAGCGAGCCCGGUGCUCCUGGGUCGAACCCUGGCAUCCCAACAGGCGCUCAGCAGGCAGGAUCAGCGCCGUUCUCCGAGCAGCCUCUGCCAGCAGCGGCCCCAGGUACAGUGGUCUUCCAUGGCAGGGACUCCCCCAGGCACCAGCAGCUGGCACGGAGCAGCUUGGCCGUGCUGGCACGGCCCUCAGCCUUAGGGAUCUUGUCAAACUCUGGCCCCCCCAAAAAACGCCACAGAGGGUGGUCUCCAGAGUCCCCAUGGGCUGCAGAUGCCAGCUAUGCUCAGGGUGGCAUGAACAGAGCUAAGUUUGAAGGUGCAGGGGUGGCAUGUGUGCCACAGGCCAGCAUGGUGGGACCGGCUGCAGUCACUUUUCCUGUCGUGGCCUCUGGAGAACCCGUGUCUGUUCCUGACAAUUUGCUGAAGAUAUGCAAGGCCAAGCCGGUGAUAUUUAAAGGCCACGGGAACUUCCCCUACCUGUGCGGGAACUUGAACGACGUGGUGGUCAGCCCGCUGCUGUACACCUGCUACCAGAACUCCCAGUCCAUCUCCCGGGCCUACGAGCAGUUCGGCUCCUCAGCUGUGCAGCCUAUUUCCGAGGAGAUGCAGCUCCUGCUCACUGUUUAUUACCUUGUCCAGCUGGCUGCUGACCAGGUGCCAUUGAUGGAGGAGCUGGAGCAGAUCUUCCUGCGCUCCUGGCGAGAGUCGCACCUUGCCGAGGUCCGGCAGUGCCCACAGGUGCAACCGCAGCCUUACCCGCCCACACCUGGCCCUGUGGCACCUGUGACCUCGGCGCAGCUGCCCUGGCUGGCUGGCCUGGCCGCCAGCUCCUGCAAUGACAGCGUGCAUGUCAUCGAGUGUGCCUACUCACUGGCUGAGGGCCUGGCCGAGAUGUUUCGCCUGCUCGUUGAGGGCAAGCUGGCCAAGACCAAUUAUGUGGUGAUCAUCCGUGCCUGCCGCAACACUGCCAUUGACUCCUGCAUUGCCGUCACUGGGAAGUACCAGGCCCGCAUCCUGUCCGAGAGCCUGCUCAGCCCUGCCGAGUACCAGCGGGAGGUGCACUGCGAGCUGGCGAGCGGCAAGGUGGACUCGCUGGGGGCCUUUUUCAGCACCCUCUGUCCAGAGGGUGACAUUGACAUCUUGCUGGACAAAUUUCACCAGGAAAAUCAAGGCCAUUCUUCAUCUUUGCUGACUUCCACAUUUGUCACUAACACAGUGGGCCUGGAGGUCGGCGGGACCCCUGUGUGCACGAGUGACUGCCCGGAGCCACGUGGCGUCCGGCCUGCCCAGCUGGCGGUGGCGCAGAAGCUGCUGUCACAUGUGUGCUCCAUCGCGGACUCCAGCACUCGGAACCUGGACCUGGGCUCCUUCGAGAAGGUGGACUUCCUGGUCUGUGUCCCGCCCUCCGAGGUCACCUUCCAGCAGACCGUGGCCCACGUAUGGCGCUCAGGCGUGCUGCAGGAGCUGGGCUUGGAGCUGGAGCCUGCAGCCAGGCAGGGGCUGGAGCAGCACGUGCUGAAGCUGGAUGCAGAGGCGCCCGCCAGCUUCACAGCGUUCCUGCAGCGUUCCCACCGGAGCCCACACACGCUCUUUGUGCUCAUCCAUGACCACGCACACUGGGACCUUGUGAGUAGCGCCGUCCACAAUCUCUGCUCCCAGGGUGACCCCUGCGUGGGGCUGGUGGACAGACUGCUCAACUGCAGGGAGGUGAAGGAAGCCCCCAACAUCGUGACGCUGCAUGUGACGUCCUUCCCGUAUGCACUGCAGACUCAGCGCACACUCGUCAGCCCCUACAACGAGGUCCACUGGCCCAUCCCCCACAGCGACGGCGCAGGGCUGUAUCCUGAGAGCAAGAAGUACUUCGGGCUGUCCGAGUUCAUCGAGUCUACUCUCUCUGGACACAGCCUCCCUUUGCUCAGAUAUGACAGCUCCUUCGAGGGCAUGGUCACUGCGCUGGGAAAAAGGUUCCCCCGCCUGCACAGCGCGGUCAUCAGGACACUGGUCCUGGUCCAGCACUAUGCAGCCGCCCUGAUGGCCGUGCGUGGCCUGCCACAGAUGAAGAACCACACGUCGGUGGAGACCCUGGAGAUCACGCAGAACCUGCUCAAUGCCCCCAAGCAGUGUCCGUGCGGCCAUGGGCUCAUGGUGCUGCUGCGCGUUCCCUGCUCGCCCCUGGCCGCCGUGGCUUACGAGCGGCUGGCGCAUGUGCGGGCACGGCUGGCCCUGGAAGAGGCCUUCGAGAUCAUCCUGGGUGACCCCAGCGCCAGCAUCACUGUGGGCAAGCACUUCGUGAAGCAGCUCAAGCUGUGGCAGAAGAUCGAGGAUGCAGAAUGGAGACCGCAGACAUACCUGGAACUGGAGGGCCUGCCCUGUAUCCUCAUCUUUAGUGGGACCGACCCUCACGGCGAGUCCCUGCCCAGGUCUCUGCGGUACUGUGACCUGCGCCUCAUCAAUGCCUCUUGCCUGGCGCGCUCGGCCCUGGAGCAGGAGCUGGGCCUGGCUGCCUACUUCGUGAGCGGUGAGGCCCCUGCAGAGCAGGCAGCCAGGAGUGAGGCCCCUGACAGCGACGGGGAGAAGCCCAGCAGCUCGGACAAUGAGGAUGAGGAGGCGGGAGCUGAAGCGUGCUUUGAAAUAGCCUCCCCGGCAGAGAGGCGCAGCCCCGUGAGGAGGGAGCGGUCCUGUUCCCACGAUUCUGCGUCCUCCUCCCUGUCCUCCCGUGUGUCUGGCUCUGUGCUGUGCAGUGAGACCUCAGCUCAGCCCCCUGGGCCCGCACAGGGGGAGCUGGCCAGGUCCUCCCCACCCUAUAGCUCUGCGGAGGAGGCCAGGGCCCCUGUGGAGAAGCCAAGGCCUGAAGGCAUUCCCCGCGCUGGCCAGUGGAGCCUGCAGGCAUCGGCCGCCUCAUGGGCACAGCCAGCCUCCUCCUCCCCCCCAGGAGGAGGGUCCUCUGGGGGUGCCCUGGCCCUGCAGGCCUCGCAGUGCUCCCUGGCCAAGGCCUGCCGUCAGCCACCCAUUGUCUUUCUGCCCAAGUUGGUAUAUGACAUGGUCACAGCCACUGACAGCAGUGGCCUGCCCAAGGCUGCCUCCCUGUUGCCUGCACCCUCUGUCAUGUGGACGAGCUCCUUCCGGCCUUUGCUCAACAAGACCAUGACCUCCACCGAGCAGUCGCUCUACUACCGCCAGUGGACAGUGCCCCGGCCCAGCCACAUGGACUAUGGCAAUCGUGCCGAGGGCCGUGUAGAUGGCUUCCACCCCCGCCGGCUGCUGCUCAGCGGACCUCCACAGAUCGGCAAGACGGGCGCCUACCUGCAGUUCCUCAGCAACCUGUCCAGGAUGCUCCUGCGGCUGACGGAGGUGGACGUGUAUGAUGAGGAGGAGAUCAACCCCGGCCCCCAGGAAGAACCCGAGUGGCAUUAUGCCCAGUUUAGUGAUCCCUGGCCAGACCUGGAGCUGUUCCGGAAGAUGCCCUUUGAUUACAUCAUCCACGACCCCAAGUAUGAGGACGCCAGUCUGAUCUGUUCCCACCAGCAGGGUGUCAAGAGUAAAGACAGAGGGAGCCGGAGGCCUGAGGACCCGCCCCCUCGGCGGCGGACGGCCCGCAUGCGCCUGUCCAAGUACGCGGCACACAGCGCCUAUCACCACUGCGAGCAGUGCCAGCACUACCUGGGCUCCCGCCUCCACUGCCAGCUCUAUGAGUCCACCCUGCACGCCUUUGCCUUCUCUUACUCCAUGCUAGGAGAGGAGAUCCAGCUGCACUUCAUCAUCCCCAAGUCGAAGGAGCACCACUUCGUGUUCAGUCAGCCGGGGGGCCAGCUGGAGAGCAUGCGCCUGCCCCUGGUCACUGACACGAGUCAGGAGUAUAUAAAAAGCCCAACCUUCACGCCGACGACCGGCCGGCAUGAGCACGGGCUCUUUAACCUGUACCACGCCAUGGAUGGUGCCAGCCACCUGCAUGUGCUGGUGGUGAAGGAGUACGAGAUGGCCAUCUACAAGAAGUACUGGCCCAACCAUAUUAUGCUGGUCCUGCCCAGCAUCUUCAACAGCGCCGGAGUUGGUGCUGCCCACUUCCUCAUCAAGGAGCUGUCCUACCACAACCUGGAGCUGGAGCGCAGCCGGCAGGAGGAGCUGGGCAUCAAGCCGCAGGACAUCUGGCCCUUCAUUGUCAUCGCUGAUGACUCCUGUGUGAUGUGGAAUGUGGUGGAUGUGGACUGCUCCGGGGAGCGCAGCCGGGAGUUCUCGUGGUCAGAGCGGAACGUGUCGCUGAAGCACAUCAUGCAGCACAUCGAGGCCUCGCCCAACAUCACCCACUACGCGCUCAUCGGCCUGCGCAAGUGGGGCAGCAGGACGCGUGGCUGCGAUGUGCGUGAGCCCUUCUCACGCUGCCACGUGCAUGACUUUGUUAUCCUGAACGUGGACCUCACGCAGAACGUGCAGUACAACCAGAACCGGUUCACAUGUGAUGACGUGGAUUUUAACCUGCGUGUGCACAGCGCUGGCCUCUUGCUCUGCCGCUUCAACCGCUUCCGAGUGAUGAAGAAGCAGAUUGCAGUGGGCGGCCAGCGCGCCUUCCACAUCACAUCCAAGGUGUCUGACAGCUCUGCGGCUGUUGUGCCAGCCCAGUACAUCUGUGCCCCGGACAGCAAGCACACAUUCCUCGCGGCACCAGCCCAGCUCCUGCUGGAGAAAUUCCUCCAGCACCAUAGCCACCGCUUCUUCCCACUGUCCCUGAAGAACCACAGCCACCCUGUGCUCUCUGUGGACUGCUACCUUAACCUGGGGCCUCAGAUCUCUGUCUGCUACGUGAGCUCCCGGCCACACUCCAUGAAUGUGAGCUGCUCCAACCUGACGUUCAGUGGGCUCCUGCUGUACCUGUGCGACUCCUUCGUGGGGGCUGGCUUUCUGAAACAGUUCCACUUCCUACAAGGUGCCACGCUGUGCGUGAUCUGUCAGGACCGGAACUCACUCCGUCAGACGGUUGUGCGCCUGGAGCUGGAGGAUGAGUGGCAGUUCCGGCUGCGGGAUGAGUUCCAGACGGCCAAUGCCAAGGAGGAUCGGCCCCUCUUCUUCCUGACGGGCCGGCACAUCUGAGCAAGGUGUCACGUCUCUCGUGGGGCUGGAGGUCCUGGGCCUGGGCAUUAGGACAGCGAUGGGCCCAAGCCACCACUGUACCACGUGGUGGGACAGGUCCCAGCCCUGUGUCCCCAGCAAGUGGCCCAAGAGCCAGGAGGAUGUGUCCCUGGGUGGGGGACCCAGUCCCCCCCCUGGGCCAGGCUCCAUGGCCCUACACUGUUCAGAAGCAGUUUGACAGAGUUUGGCUUGCCAUGGCCAUGCGUGUGCUUCCCAGGACAGACUCACAAUCUCGGAGCGGCGGAAGGAGCCGCUGCCUCUUGGUUGCUGCACGGAUGCCAGUGGCCAGGCUUCCCUGUGACUCCCACAGAGCAACACUCCAAAGGCACAGUUCACCUGGAGAGGCCGGAGACAGGAGAGGAUUGUUCAAUAAGGAUUACUGCACCGCUCACAGGUCGCUCUUUUAGGAGCAUGCCCCAGACAGCACUCGGAGUGAGGUACAGCAGCAGCGCAGAUAGGAGUCCACCAGCUUGCACAGGGCGGGUGCCCCGCCCCUCAGCAAGGGUGCUGAGAAAAGCUUUAAAAUAUGGUUCACAAGGUUGACCUGAAAUUUGCCUUACAAAGGGAAAAAAGAGCCAAAUUUCUUAGUGGAAAAAAGAAAAACAGUAAAAACUACCAAAGUGACAUGCAGUGUGAAGAGCUGGACCGGUCCCUCUGCUCUGUGAAGCCCCGCACAGGUCUGCCGCAAGCAGCAGGCUCCUCACAUGUGGGAGCCGGUUUGUGCCCCGCGCAUUGGAGCGCCACCUGCUGGCUUGGCGCAUAUGCGGACCAGGACGAGGCCAUUUGAAAGGCCAGAAAGGAACAGAGAAGCCAGGAAGAUCCAGAAGAACAAUUCCAACCCCAGCUCUAGGCUCUCUGUCCGGAUCUUUCUAGCCACCACACUCUGCUGGAGCUGGCCCAUAGCGGAGGGAAAAGCUUGAAGAUGUUUAAGAAUGGAUCAGCUAAAUGCAUCAUUCCAGGCCCUCCUUAGACUUUGGUAAGCACUGUAGACACGAUGCAAGCAGAAACUUCAUAAAUGAUGCCAAAGAAUGCCCGUCUUUCCCUCCCCCAGGAAGAAAGUAAAGUGACACGUAUAAAAGUUUUAGAUCAGUGUUUAUGAAAUGAUCCCUUUGUGUAUGCUGUUAUUCUUAUUAUGGAAUAAAAACUGACCUUUA